Messenger RNA from Trichophyton rubrum CBS 118892, 1014 nucleotides. RefSeq lists its product as uncharacterized. Gene Ontology annotation, molecular function: nucleotide binding. Lineage: Eukaryota; Fungi; Ascomycota; Eurotiomycetes; Onygenales; Arthrodermataceae. The record is from RefSeq and is a predicted model, not a curated record. The transcript has 3 exons. Bases 1 to 1014 code for a protein of 337 amino acids.
AUGGCGAAGGCCGCGACAGAGAAAUACGGCUUCUCAAAGUCAUAUGACUCCUUUCAUGAGCUACUGGAUGAUCCGUUGAUCAAUAUUGUCCAUAUCUCCCUACCAUCCAACAUGUUUUUUGAGUGGGCUACGAAUGCAUUGACCGCCGGAAAACAUGUUAUAUGCGAAAAGCCGUCUACAGCAAAUGUGGAGGAGACUAGAGCAUUGAUCGAUGAUGCAGAGAGGCGGGGCUUGGUCCUCCAAGAUGCCUUUCACUGGCAAUUCCAUCCAGCCGCUCAUCGGUUCAAGGAGAUUGUAGAUUCGCAGAGAUACGGGAGAAUCAUUCGUACUGAUGCCUGGAUGACAUCUAGCCCCGCUGUGCCCAAUGCAGAUCCAAGAUGGCAGUAUGAUCAAGGCGGCGGUUCCUUGAUGGACGGAUCAUACGCCUUAUCGUUCACUCAAUAUGUGCUUCGGUCUAAACGUCCAAAGAGGAUCCUUUCGGCAGCUGCUCGUCCAUCAAGGGAUGAUAGCCGCGUUGACGCUGCAAUGCAUGCAAUAUUGCUCUUUGAAGACGAAAAAGGUAACCCCAUUACAAGCCGGAUUUACACAGACAUGUCUCGCAGCAGACUAGGUGGUAUUCUCCCUCGUGUCUGGGAACUACCAUCGAUUGAGGUGGAGACAGAUGCCGCAAUAAUCUAUUUCUACAACGCAAUGAUGCCCCAUAUCUAUCAUUACCUCUCCAUCACUGAUAAGCGGACUGGGAUCACAGAAUACAAGACGCAGAACUCGGGGGGCCCUCUCUGGGGUGAAAGGUGGACAACGGGAGGAAAAGGGGGGAAGAGUUACUGGAGCACAUAUAGAUGGCAACUGGAAGCAUUUCUCGAGAAAGUCAGAGGCAAGGAGCCUAUAUGCUGCAUUCUAAUGACGACGUUAUUUAUCACGUGGAAUGCAUUGAUAAGAUUUACAAAGAGGCUGGAAUGCCCGCUAGAGCGGAUCCAGAGGAGAUUCGAACAGGUGAAAGAGGCCAGAUGCUAG